This is a messenger RNA of Saccostrea echinata, 4217 nucleotides long. Its product is annotated as multidrug resistance-associated protein 1-like. Gene Ontology annotation, cellular component: membrane. The coding region runs from base 102 to 4217 and encodes 1371 amino acids. Gene Ontology annotation, molecular function: ATP hydrolysis activity; ATP binding; ABC-type transporter activity. The record is from RefSeq and is a predicted model, not a curated record. Gene Ontology annotation, biological process: transmembrane transport. The transcript is spliced from 24 exons. NCBI's taxonomy places the organism in Eukaryota, Metazoa, Mollusca, Bivalvia, Ostreida, Ostreidae.
CACUAGGGUUUUUUCCUUACGUUACAAUCCAGUUAAAAUUAGCUCCAAGAACCAUUUAAAAACCACAUGCUCUGGUCAGAUCAGACACAAUUUACCUCAGCAUGGACGCGAUGAGAGAAACUAUAAUCGACAAGAUCGAAUCGUAUUGCUCUGGAGAUUCUCUAUGGAUUUUGUGUUCUGGACUCAUCUUGCUUUCAAUCCUGGGAUGCUUGGAAACAAUUUAUGUGAAUUCUCUCAAUGAUGCAGUUCGACAACCGGAAUUUAUGUCCUCCAUACUUACUGGAAUAACACUGAUUGUGGCCAAUCACAUCAUGUGGACAGAACGCCAACAAAAAAUAAGAUCCUCUGGAUUUCUACUUACCUACUGGUUCCUGAUGUUUGUCAGCUUUUCUUUGACACUUCAGUCCCGAGUCAGAUCCCUCCUCAAACAGGAUGAGAUGAUUGUGGAUACGAGGUUUUGUGUCCUAUCAAUUCAGACUCUUCUAAGCAUUGCUAAUCUGAUUGUGACCGCACUAUUUAUAGACAGUUUUCCUGAAGAUGAAUACAAGAAACCGUGCGUUGAGAACAGUACAUCUCUGUCCACUCUUACAUUUUCUUGGUUUACUGGCGUCGUGCGAGAAGCUUACAAGAGACCAUUGAAGGCAGAAGACAUGUUAGAACUCCAAGAAAACUUGAAGUCGGAAUCAACUGUUCCUGUAUUUGAGAAAGCCUGGCAUAACGAAAUCAAUACCCUUAAGGGGCAAAUGAUUGAUUUUGCUGAGGACAGAAAUGAUUUACUUUGGCAUGGAAUUUUAUUUGCCACUGUAAAAUUCAUAGUUGAUUGCACACAAUUGCUAAUGGCAAAUUAUGAUGACAAUAUUUGUCAUAUGAUAGGAAUCAAAAUCAAAACAUCAAUUUGUGGAGCUCUGUAUAGAAAGAUGACUAAACUUUCGAACAAAGCCAAGAAAGAUUGCACUGUUGGCGAAAUGGUUAACCUGAUGUCUGAUGAUGCUCAAAGGGUUAUACAUGCUCUCUUUCAAUUACACUUCUUGUGGAUAGGACCUCUACAGGCAUGCGUGGCUCUAUACUUCCUAUACCAAGAGUUGAAGUUUGCUGCAGUCCUUGGAUUUAGCCUCUUUUUUAUUUUCAUUCCUUUGAAUGUAUUCAUAGCAAAGAAACAUCAUAAGAUCAAUAAAGAGGAUACCGACAUCAAGGAUAAAAGAAUGAAGGUUUUAAAUGAAGUCUUCAAUGGAAUGAAGGUAUUAAAACUGUAUGCAUGGGAACCCUCAUUUGAAGACAAAAUUGACUCCAUUCGAUUCCAAGAACUACGCCGGAAAAUGAAGAGAAGAUGUUUUGAUGCAGUCUCAUCUUUUAUUUGGGGCAUAUCAGAUUUUUUGGUUACUUUUGUCAUCUUUGCCGUGUAUUUGUGGUUAGAUGACAGCAACGUUAUGACAACAAAGAAGAUCUUUUAUACCAUAUCACUACUCGGAAUUCUCCGUGGACCAAUUCUACAUAUGCCACACGUGAUCACUGCGCUUGUUGAGACAUCAGUCGCUCUUAAGAGAAUUCAAAAGUUUCUGAAUCAUGAAGAAAUAGAUGAAUCUGCAAUUCAACAUGAUGGAAAAGAAGGAAUGUCCAUACAAAUGAAAAAUGCAUCGUUUGCUUGGAAUCGACAGAAAACCCCAAAUUUGAAAAAUAUAAACAUUGAUAUCCCUGACGGAGGACUAGUAGCUAUAGUUGGAGCAGUGGGUGCUGGAAAGUCUUCGCUUUUAUCGGCAGCAAUUGGAGAAAUGGAAAAGAUUUCUGGGGAAGUUUGUGUGAAUGGUUCUAUUGCCUAUGUAACGCAACAAGCAUGGAUUCAAAAUAAUUCACUGAAAGAAAACCUUCUAUUCGGUAAAGAAAUGAAUGGAAAAAACUAUAAUAAAGCAAUCGAUGCAUGUGCUCUACGAACUGAUCUUGACAUUCUUCCAGGAGGAGAUGAAACUGAAAUAGGAGAAAAAGGAAUCAAUUUGAGCGGAGGUCAAAAGCAAAGGGUCAGUCUAGCGCGUGCAGUUUAUCAGGACGCAGACAUCUACCUGUUAGAUGACCCACUCAGUGCUGUGGAUGCACAUGUAGGAAGACAUAUCUUUGAAAAAGUUAUUGGCAAUCGAGGACUUCUGAGAAAUAAGACACGUGUCCUUGUAACACACGCCAUAAGCUUUCUACCAAAUGUGGACAAGAUCAUAAAUAUAGUAAAUGGAGAAGUAUCAGAAGUUGGGACCUACAAUGAGUUAAUGGAACAAAAUGGUGCGUUCGCAGAGUUUGUACGUAACCAUGCGCUAGAAGAAUCUGCGUCUGAUGAAGAAGAACAAAGUGAUGAAAGACCCAAGGUACCAAUGCGACAGCUAUCAACCAUUGACCAGUCUGAUAAAGGAGAUCAGGAAAGAACAGAGAGCAAAUGUAAAGAUUCCAAAUUCAUAGAAGAAGAAGCAAUAGAAACGGGACAGGUGAAAUGGUCUGUUUACACCAGUUAUUUGAAGGUCGCUGGACGUUUCCUUCUGGUUCUGUUCUUCUUGUGUCUAGCAGAGAACAUUACAGACCAUUAUAAUCAGUACUGGUUGAGCGAAUGGAGCAGUGAAAACACAGAUAACUGCACUGCAGUAAACAUGUCUUCAAGUACACAACACUCGAGAGAAAGAUACAGACUUACAGUAUUUGGAUUAAUUGGAAUGAUCAAAACUAUUUUUGAUGUUCUCGGACAACUCUCUAUUACUUACAUCGCUAUAACGUCUGCAAGAAAGUUUCACCAGAAUGCCCUGUCCAGUGUUAUGAGAGCACCCUUGAGCUUCUUCGAUACAACGCCGAUUGGCAGGAUCAUCAAUCGUUUUUCGAAGGACAUGGAAACUUUAGAUUGGUCUCUUCCCUGGAUAACAAAGUCUUUCUUAGAGAGUGUUCCUCACCUGUUGUCCACUCUUGCUAUCAUUACAUUGGGAACGCCUAAAAUAAUGUACUUCGUGAUUCCAUUGUGCUUCGUUUAUUUUUUCAUACAGAGACUCUUCAGCGCCACUGCAACACAGACCAGAAGGAUCUGCAGUGCCCUUAGAUCACCUCAGUACUCUCAUUUCAGCGAAUCCAUCAAUGGUGUCACAACACUUCGUGCUUUCAACAAAACUCAGUUGUUCACCAAUGAGUCUGAUCGUCGGCAAGACGCGUACAAUAAGGCUGAAGUAACAAAUACCAUGUGUUACAGAUGGUUAGGUAUUCGUUUGCAGUUUAUCGGAAAUCUUUUGGUUUUCAUUGCUUGCACCAUGGCUGUUUAUAGAAGGGACGUGUUAUCAAGUGGGAUGAUAGCCCUUGUAAUGACAUAUGCUGGGCAUAUAACAGGAAUACUCCACUGGAUUGUUCACAUUUUUACUGAAAUGGAUACUAGAAUUGUGUCGGUUGAAAGGAUCCAGGAAUACAUGGACACAAAACCUGAAGCGGAAUGGCGUAUUAAAGAUACAAAACCUGCCCCUGAAUGGCCCCAAAAAGGCCAUGUCAAAUUUUCAAAUUUUGGUCUGAGAUACCGUGAGGGUUUGGACCUGGUUUUGAAAGAAAUAGACUGUGAAAUAAUGCCAGGAGAAAAAAUUGGAAUCGUUGGGAGAACAGGCGCAGGAAAAUCGUCUUUAACUCUUGGAUUAUUCAGAAUCAUUGAAAAGGCUGAAGGCAGUAUAACAAUUGAUGAUGUCGAUAUAUCCACCAUUGGUCUUCAUGACCUUCGAUCAAAACUAACUAUUAUUCCUCAAGAUCCCAUUUUAUUUUCUGGUACAAUACGGAUGAAUUUGGAUCCAUUUGAGUCUUAUACUGAUGAUGAAUUAUGGGUAGCUCUGGAGCACGCCCAUCUUAAAAAGUAUGUGGAAUCUCUAGAUGAUGGCCUUCAACAUGAAUGUAGUGAGGGAGGUGAAAAUUUGAGUGUUGGACAAAGACAAUUGGUUUGUCUUGCCCGUGCAUUAUUAAGGAAAACCAAGGUGCUAGUAUUAGACGAAGCCACAGCAGCAGUUGACCUGGACACGGAUAACCUUAUACAGAAAACCAUAAGACAGGAGUUCUCAGAUUGCACAAUUCUCACCAUAGCACACAGACUCAAUACCAUCAUGGAUUACUCAAAAAUUAUGGUGUUGGACAAAGGACAGAUAAAAGAAUUUGAAAGUCCCGAAACAUUACUGAAAGACGAGGACAGUACAUUUUUCAAAAUGGCGAAAGAUGCUAAUCUCGUGUAG